Anopheles marshallii is the source of this 2076-nucleotide messenger RNA. RefSeq names its product choline O-acetyltransferase (gene ChAT). The record is from RefSeq and is a predicted model, not a curated record. NCBI's taxonomy places the organism in Eukaryota, Metazoa, Arthropoda, Insecta, Diptera, Culicidae. Gene Ontology annotation, molecular function: choline O-acetyltransferase activity. Gene Ontology annotation, cellular component: neuron projection; cytoplasm. The transcript is spliced from 9 exons. Bases 151 to 2076 code for a protein of 641 amino acids. Gene Ontology annotation, biological process: neuromuscular synaptic transmission; acetylcholine biosynthetic process.
CAGAAGGUGGUCACCAAUAUCCGUGGAUUCCUUUCGAACCGGCUGCCCAGCGUUUCGAUUCCCGACACAGGAUGGAAAGAAUCCAUCCUGCAACUGCCGAAGAAAUGGCUCUCGACAUCGGAAGCUACAGACGAAUUUGGAUUCCCCCAGAUGCUACCCAAGGUACCUGUUCCGACGGUGGAACAAACGAUGGCCGAGUAUCUGCGGGUGUUACAACCGAUCGUAACACCACAGCAGCUCGAUCGGACCAAAUCGAUCAUUAAGCAGUUCAGCGCCACCAUCGGACCGGGUCUGCAGGAGUAUCUGCUGGCGAGGCGAGAAACCGAGGACAACUGGGCGUACCAUUACUGGCUCAACGACAUGUACAUGGACAAUCCGCUCCCGUUGCCGAUCAAUUCGAACCCAGGUAUGGUGAUGCCACCGCGCAAGUUCACCAUCGUUAACGAUCUGGCGCAGUUUGCGGCACAACUCAUCGAUCAACUGAUGGACCACAAGGAAAUGCUCGAGAGCGGUGAAUUGAAGCAGGAGCGUGCGGCGUCCCGCGAGAAGGGACAGCCCUUAUGCAUGGCACAGUACUAUCGGCUGCUCGGUUCCUGCCGUCGUCCGGGCGAUCCGCGCGAUAGCCAGUUCCUGCCACCGGGUGGAGAACAAACCGAUGCGCACGUAAUUGUGUGUUGCCGUAAGCAUAUGUACUGUGUACCGGUAAAAGCAGGUGAUCGUGGGCGUUUGAACGAAAAUGAACUGGCCGCGCAACUGUUACACAUUCUCAACGAGGCCCCUUGUUUGCCAGAGACGGAAUCGGCCGUUGGUAUCCUAACAUCGGAAACUCGACCCAAGUGGGCCGCGGACCGUGAAAUGCUGCUGCUCGAGGAAGGCAACGCACGUAACAUCGAGCUAAUCGAAACGGCACUGGUGCUCAUCUGCAUCGAUGAACCGAUUCCUCUGUCGUACAAUGCGCGCGGUUUCAAUGGUUCACCGGCCGGUGCACACUACGCCGGCGGUCGAGACGAAAGCAACAUGGCCCACGAGAUGAUUCACGGUGGCGGUAGUGCGUACAAUACCGCCAACCGUUGGUUCGAUAAGACGAUGCAAUUGAUUAUCUGCAACGAUGGCACGUGGGGUCUCUGCUACGAACAUUCACCUUCCGAAGGUAUCGCCGUAGUACAGCUACUGGAAGGCAUCCUAAAGCGAAUCGAAGAGGCCCCGCCAAAGGACGGACCGACAGAACAAUUGCAGUUGCAACAGUCUCAUCUGCCACCUCCAGAACGAUUGGAAUGGGUUGUGCGACCCGAAAUUGAACGGCGUCUUCGAGAGGCUGCUCGAUCGGUGGAUAGACGGAUUGAAGAUCUCGAUUUUUAUGUGUACCGGUACAAACCGUACGGUAAAAACUUUAUAAAGGCGUGCCAGGUCAGUCCGGAUGUUUUCAUUCAGUUGGCGCUGCAAUUAGCCCAUUACAAACUGUACGGACAUCUUGUGAGCACGUACGAAAGUGCAUCCACCAGACGGUUCCUACUAGGACGGGUCGACUGCAUCCGCUCGGCCAGCAUGGAAGCGCUCGAGUGGGCCAAAGCGAUGUGUCAAGGCGAAGGUCCCAAUGUGACGCUCGAAAGCGACAAGGAGGAUGACUACAGUGCGGAAGCCUCAUCGGAUGUCAAAAAAGUAACUUUCAGUAUUUACAGUAAAGAUCAUCUGAGGGAGUUAUUCCGUUGUGCCGCAGCUCGGCAGACCGAAGUGAUGGUGCAAAACAUACUUGGCUACGGGAUCGAUAUACAUUUGCUCGGGUUGAGGGAGGCUUGUCGUGAGCGCGAAGGAAACCUCCAUGAGCUAUUUACGGAUGAGUGCUAUAAAAUUGCUAAUUGUUUCCUUCUUUCCACCAGCCAGGUGGCCUGCUCGACUAACAGCUUCAUGGGAUAUGGACCGGUUACGCCACACGGUUAUGGCGCCUCGUACAAUCCCCACCCAAACGAAAUCAUCUUCUGCAUUUCAGCCUUCUUCACGUCGGACAAAACGAGUGCAUCCCGAUUUGCACGUUCACUGCAGGACUCACUGGACGCCAUGCGGGAUCUGUUAUCAUAA